Messenger RNA from Phragmites australis (common reed), 1287 nucleotides. RefSeq lists its product as uncharacterized. The transcript has 3 exons. The record is from RefSeq and is a predicted model, not a curated record. Lineage: Eukaryota; Viridiplantae; Streptophyta; Magnoliopsida; Poales; Poaceae. Bases 264 to 830 code for a protein of 188 amino acids.
ACUGUAGUUUCUAUUGGGGAACUGAACUGGGGAAGGAAGUGAACUACUCCAUCCAGUAUUAGAGUCCAGCAGGAGCUCUAAACUGAUACGUCCACGUUUCCCUCUCCAGACGUCGUUUCGUUUCGUUUUGUCCAAGCUACAGAACAAUACAAAUUCCCAGUUUUGUCAAUCCAAAUCUGUUGAGCAGUACAUACGGGUAAGUGUGAAUUCAAAAAGGAAAACACACAGGAGCAAUGCAAAUUCAUAUAGGAAAAUCGAGUUGAAUGGAAGAUGUGACUCCGGUGUUUUAUCCCCUUCCAACCACAAGAGACUUUCUCAAGGCUCCGGUGCUUGUUGCCUUCUUCGAUCUCUUUGUCCCUCCCUCCCUCCUCCAUCAGCUACUUUUCUUCUGUCAGUCAGGAGCUCGAGCUCCUCCUCGCCUCGCCUCCAUCGAAAAUGACUUGAAUCGCAAUCCAAGAGGUGAAGGUGCCAUCUUUCAUGUGAUGAUGAAUGUUCUCUCAAGCCACCCCCAAAAUAUGAAGCUUCGGAUUCAGGAGAUCUCUCACAGUCACAAACGGAGGUCCUGCAGGGUUCAAUGUCCAUACGCACUGGACUCCCCUUGUGGAGGAGCAGGGGGACAUCUAGCACUUGUUCAUCCCCGCUGGAGGCGUCAUCCAUUCGUUGCAGUCAGAGCAGCCAGUGGCAGCGGAGGAGAAUCGAGCAGUGAUGAAGACGAUGAUGACCAAGAAAAGCAAGCAAGAAAGAGGUUUGCUUGUAUUAUCAAGCAAAGUACAUUCUGCUCUGGGGUAGCUCUGGGUCUGGGUUGUCCAGGGAGGAUCUGGAACGGCUAGUCGGGCUUGACGAUGCCAGGUUCAAUGGAUUCGAUCUUGCAAUCCUCAUCAGGAACAAGUACGUAGAUCAUAGGAUGUCACGCUCAUAAAGAAGGUUGUACAUGUAUUGUAUCGAUGGUGCAGUCAUUUUGUGCUUCAUCACUAGUUGGAUCACAUAUCAGUUUUCCAUCGAGUAAGUUACCUAGGUAGUUGUUUUUGCCAUUCUGCUGAUGUGGCGCAGGAGUUCAUGGGAAGGAAUCUGUUGGCUAUGAAUGUGAUGUGGAAGUACAGGGAGCAUGUGAGUGGUUUUCACUUUGAUCCCCUAGUUCAGUUCCCUCCGAUCCAUCUGCUGAACUCGUGUAUCCCAUCUCAACUCAUGUAUACUAACUAGUAGUGUAAUCUGUAGUUGUUGGUUGAUAGAUACUGUUAGUGCAAGAAAAUAUCUUCCAUGAACAAGUGUGGUGAGAACCUCCUCUAG